AGAGGCAAAGAUUUCUUAGUGUGAUAUCUUAUUGGACCAACUGUAUAGUUGGAAUAGAAUUCGAUGAGCUUCAUCAAGUCUGAGCAACAAAACCUUAUGCUUAUACUAUUGACUAUGUUGUGCUGGCUUUUACAGACAACAGUCAGUUAGGGUCUGACUUCUGACCUUGCUUAUCUGUUUUUCUGGACUGUGGCUGUUUGGAAUUUCCUCUUGGCUUUGGUAACUUGAUUCUAGAGCUCUGACUUGGCCCGUACCUUUGACUGUUCCUGGAAUUACCUCUUUCUUUGGGUACCUGGGGCUCCACUUCUGGAUUCUUCUUUUCCCCAAUGGUCUAACCACUGGGUCUGACUGCCUAUGACUUUACUAAUAGUAAAGGUUCUUACAACUACUUUUUUAAUAUCAAUACAAACUUAAAUAUUCUUAGAGUAUGUGUCACUGUGUCAAUAGAGUAUGUGUCAGUCCUUUGAAAAUUAGUGCCUCUUUCUGUCAUCAUAUGAAGUCAUAAAGUUUUUCUGUUGAAUUUGUUACAGAUAUCUGUUGAGCCCGCCUUCCCCCCAUCUUCUCCAGCCUAUUUUUCCCAGAAUAUUUCAGAAUCAAGGUGAAAUAAUGCGUUCAGACCUGCAGUUGUUUGCACCCAACAGUUUGACUGUUGGGUGAUUAAUUACUAUUGACAGCUCUCUACAAGUUCAUGAGUUUUUUGCAUUGUAUGAGAAACUUUGCCCUAGAAAGACCGACUCCUCUGAUACGGGACAGCUUGCUUAUUUAAGCAAUGUAGAGCAAUAUUGACCCUUUAGAUUUAUACCAUAGAAGAUUCUGGAUGCCAUGCUGCUCCUGAAACACUCUGGUGAACAUUUGACUUCCAUAAUUUUCACCUCAUUUGUACAUGUAUCUGUGAUACCUCAUGUCACAUUCAGGUACUGUCUGACUUCAUCUUAUAAUGCCAUAUAGGAUAACUCUUCAAGAUGCCUCUUUCCUGUUUGUCCUCCAUCAGAGACAUGACUCUGACAUAAUCCUAAAAUUUUGGAGCCUUUGUUGGAAUCAGUAUCUGAGUGCUUACUUUACAUACCACAUUUCUAUCAAAAUGGUUGUUCUUGUGGCUGUUACCUUAUUACAAAAUGUCAGUGAACUGCAAGCUUCGUACCACUUUAUCAAUUCUUCAAAGGACAAGGGACAGAUUCUAGGAAUUCAGCCUAAUGGCUGAAUUCAGGGUCUAGGAAUUCAACCUGAGCUACUUUGAUUACUAAUAUUGUUUGUGAAGCGUCAUUCAGUGCCAGAAUAAGAAGCUGCAUACUUUGAAUGUUGUGGAGCUUUUUCUUAGGAAGACCAUCAUUUCCUUAACAGAAAGUAUUUUCAAACUGCAUCUUGAUGACUCAGUCUGGCAUCAGAGGCAAUAUUAUUUCAUUGCAGUGAAUUUCCAAGUAGAUCGCAUGGCAUAUUUCCGUUGUGCAAAAUGUCUUUGUUUCCUUCAAAUGCCAAGGGAAACUCUUUCAGGGCAAAUGCAAUAUAUGCCUUCUUCAAUAAGCUGCUGGUUCAGCUGCCUUCUUCAGGAAUCAGCUAUAUAGAGCAACUCACUAAUUCUUUUUUUCAAACAUUAUACAGUUGAUGUGACAGUUGGGUCAGAUGUCAAAUUUGGAAAAGCAGUACAGCAGUCACUGAAACUCUUCCCUCCUUGUCCAAUAGGAUACUGCUUGACAGUCAGCAUAAAAGGGAUCUGUGCUGAUGUAUUUGAAGAAAAAAGAGUGAUUAUUUAUUCUUCAGUAAGUGAACUUCUUCAAGAUGUUGUCAGUGUAGCUCUCAUGAUUCGAUUUCUGUUUCCUUUUUAAGAAUCCUCAACGAUACAGGCCUUGAAGUACAAAAGGCCUCCAGGAAGAUUGAGACUACUCUGCCCUCAGAGUCUUCAAAGAGAAAGACAAAGAUGGGUUACAGAAAACAGAUCGGAGUUUGAAGAUUUGGACCUUUACGCAACUUCUCGAGAGCAACGCUUUCGUAUAUUUGCCAGCUUAGAAUUUGAGGGCCAAUUAUACAUGACUCCAUAUGACUUUAUUAAGUCUGUUACAAGUGAUGAACCUGAAUGCGGUAAAAAAUGGAGGUCCCUUUCAAAACAGGAAUUGAAUCAGAUACUUAUGGAGACACCACCGGUUUGGAAAGGAUCUUCAAAACUUUUCCGUAAUCUCAGGGACAAAGGUGUCAUUUCUUAUACAGAGUAUCUUUUUCUCUUAUGUAUCUUAACAAAGCCUCACGCAGGUUUUAGAAUAGCUUUCAACAUGUUUGAUACUGAUGGCAAUGAGAUGGUGGACAAAAAGGAAUUCUUAGUGCUACAGGAGAUAUUCAGAAAGAAAAACGAAAAGCGAGAAAGAAAAGGAGAUGAAGAAAAACGUGCAAUGCUGCGUCUUCAACUGUAUGGAUAUCACACUUCUACUAGCAGUGUACUUAAAACAGAAGGAGAGGAACAUGCCCCCAGAAGCUAUUGGGAUACACUGAGACGUAGCACAAGCCAAGCACUCUUUUCGGACCUUGCAGAGCGUGCAGAUGACAUCACAAGUUUACUGUCCGAUACUACGUUGCUUGUACACUUUUUUGGCAAGAAAGGAAAAGCUGAACUAAACUUUGAAGAUUUUUAUAGGUUUAUGGAUAACCUACAAACUGAAGUUCUAGAAAUAGAAUUCCUUACCUACUCAAAUGGGAUGAACACUAUCAGUGAGGAAGACUUUGCUCGUAUUCUUUUGAGAUAUACAAAUGUGGAAAAUACAUCAAGCUACUUGGAAAAUGUGCGCUGCAGGAUCCCUGAAGAAAAGGGCAUCACAUUUGAUGAGUUCAGAUCAUUUUUCCAGUUUUUGAACAAUCUAGAAGAUUUUGCUAUUGCAAUGCAAAUGUAUAAUUUUGCAAAUCGUUCCAUAGGACAAGAUGAAUUCAAGCGUGCUGUGUAUGUAGCUACAGGCCUGAAGCUUUCACCACAUUUGGUGAACACAGUUUUCAAGAUUUUUGAUGUGGACAGAGAUGACCAGUUGAGUUAUAAAGAAUUUAUUGGUGUCAUGAAAGACAGACUGCAUCGAGGAUCCAGGGGCUACAAAACUGUACAGAGGUAUACCACUUUCAAAUCCUGCGUGAAGAAGGAACUCUAUAGCAGAUAAGUUACGGGACCCCCAAAAUAUGGUUUGAAGGAUUACUAUGCUUGUGUGAUGACUGUUACAACCAAACAUCUCAGAGAGCUACGGAAACAAUUUCGGAGUCGAGAUAUGCUGAGAUAAAAAAGCAGAAAGAAAAACUGCAACAUCUAACUAAAGCUAUUCUUUCUCUAUAUACCUUGAAUGAAAAGCACCUUCACAUAGGUAGAUCUUGUAUCUUUUACCUGCAUUAGCCAAUAUAGGCUUUUUCACUCGAUUUGCUAACCUAGCUAUAAGUGUAUUUCCAGCCACUUUUCCACAGUUUAUUUUAUUUAAGGGAUGACCUACACUGUCAUCUGCCUAUAAAAGUGCAUUUUAAUAAUGUAUUUUUAAAUAUAUUUAUGUUUAUAUUUAUUUUAAGAUAAGUGUUUUAUUUAAAAUGAAGCAAAAUAUGGUGGGAGGGAAAUUCUUUGUGCUACAAUAUGAAUUUGCUUUCAGAUAAUGAGUAUUGAAUGAAGCUUAUGUUUAAAUCAGAGAUGAAAAUAUGCUUUGUGUAGCACAACAAUUACAUGCUGAGUGUAGAAGUGUAAGUCCUUAUGAGCCAGCAAAACUGUCAUUUAAAAAUAAUAAAAUUAUCAAUAGCAGCUGUGACACGGUAUAAUGUGAAUUAUAGUUUUACAUGAGAGGUACUAUGUGGGUCUAUAAUGGCCAAAUGCUGUCAGUCUUACUGAUUUCAUGUAAUAGUCUACUGAUUUUGUGAUGUCUUAUGUAUACUAUAAUAAAAAAUGUGGCAAAAUAGUAACAUUAUCUUGUUAGGUAAUACAGUGCUAUAUAAUGAACAGGGUAGAUUUUAUUUCCGUUGUCCCUACAGGUUGAAGGAUAUCUUUAUUUCAGACUAUGAAUUUAUAUAUUUCUUAUUAACAGCGCACUUUUAUGUAAAGUAGGUGUGGCAUUGGGUAGAAAAUGUUGCUAUUUGGCUUGCUAGCAUGCAGCACCUGAAAAAAAUGUAAAUUCCGUCCGGAUAUUAUUUUUAAACCACAGAACAAGGAGUGCAUGCAGUAGCACAAAGCAACAGCCAAUUGCAAAAUGUUACAAUAACAAAUGUAAAUACCUCAAUACUUUGGGAUAGUAAUGAAAUUCAAUUUUAGAAAUAAAUAACAAAUAAUUUAGGAUUAUAUAAGGCUUUGGAAGCUGCAAGCCUCCAUAACCUUCUAUCUGUAGAUGUCAAUGUUGUGUAAGAUGAUUUUUAGUUGAACAAGACCAUAAAUGAGUAGUGACCAAUGAAGCACAAUUCUAUUUGUUAUUUUUAUCCCCUCUAAAUUAUUUUUGCAUCAGAAUAAAGCAAUAAUAUUUUAAAAUAUCUUCACUGUUUUUACAGUUAACCUCAAAACUAACAUGCUGACAUGCUCGAUGUAACAUCACUCUUGAGAAUGUUUGAAUGUAAAACUAAUCAGUAGGAACAAUCUCUCCAUGAAAGCAGAACAGUAGCAGAGGGAGCUUUGCUAGAUACAGGUUAAAAUAAGUGGUGCGCUUCAAACCCAGACAAAUUAGUAGAAACAAAACAGUAUUUUUUAUGUUUCAAUGCGGUCACAGAAAUAAUUAAAAGCAGGGGUUAUUUUUCUUUUGUCAUGUAGAAUGCACUGAAAUACCACAUUGCAUCACGAAAUGAGGGACUAGAAAGGGAUAUGUAGAGCUUCUAUGUUGUUCAACUGUUGAGUCCAGAACUGCUUAAUUUACUGUACAGUUUUUCUCCACCUAAAAUCAAUUGAAUAAAAAGCAUGUUGUUUGAGAAAUCCCAUCUUGAGAAUUUCAAUGAAAAGAAAAAAAAGAACAGUGCUAAUUAGAAUAUUUUCUUCUGAUUUACCAGUAUUUUGGCAAACAUUAUAAGAAAAUGCUGGUUAGAAAACUUCAAAAAUAUUCUAUUCUAGUCAGCAUUCCCAUGGCAAAUGUUCAUAAUGUCUCUAGUGCGUUCUCAUCUCACUACUGACAAAAAAAAUAUUCAGAGAUGUGGACUAAUGCUGAUAGUGUCAGAUCCUGCAGUUGACAGUAUGCAGUAUGAAUGAACUGUUGUCCCUAUAGGUGAUCAACUACAGAAUCAGUCAGUGUGUGUGAUGUCCUGACAUCAUUUUUCCAAUUUUCCUUUUUUCAAUUUCCAGUGUACCUCCUAAAUACAAACACAGGAAAAAAUAGAAUGCAUAUGUAACAUCUGCUUUUGUUUAACAAUAGCCAUUUAUGUAAUAAUGUACAAUAUGAAUAAUGCUUAUGACAUUCAUACUUCUUUAUCUCAAAUAAAUGCAUAUGAACUGUUUUCCUUUGUUGCAGUGCA
Molecule: messenger RNA, 5430 nt
Organism: Alligator sinensis (Chinese alligator)
Lineage: Eukaryota; Metazoa; Chordata; Crocodylia; Alligatoridae
Gene: MICU3
Product: mitochondrial calcium uptake family member 3
Exons: 15
Coding region: 2025-3131 (368 amino acids)
Biological process (GO): calcium import into the mitochondrion; mitochondrial calcium ion homeostasis
Cellular component (GO): uniplex complex
Molecular function (GO): calcium ion binding
Source: RefSeq, a predicted model, not a curated record